AUGAUGCGCCAGUGGCCCAUUGUCUUGCUUAUCUCAGCUGCUUUCCGAGUUGCAGUGGGUUCCACAUGCCUGGCAGAUGGCAUUCCGCCGGAACGACGCAAGAAUUUGGUCAAUGUGAAACUUGGGGAGACCUAUCCCCUGGGCAUGCACUUGAAUGACUGGGCAGCCUCCUAUGCAUCUUCCGCCGUGGCAAAGAUCCUUCUCGAAGAGAAGCUGGGUUACAACGUCACCGAGCGGUUGACGGGCGCCGCCACCGUGGAUGCUUACUUUGCCGUGGCGGGCUGUCUCACGCCGACCAUCAUUGGCAAUCGAGGAUGCGGUGACGGUCCCGCUGUCACCUACAGCCAUGUUUCCUUGGAAGCGUGGACUGAGGGCUACGCCGCGACCUGGGAACAGAUUCAAACCGAUUACCCAGCCACCGCCCCCGUGAACGUCGGCAAUAUGGGUUAUGAUGGAAAAGUGUCCUUCUAUAUCGGACGAGGAGUCAAGGAAGCAGCGUGGGAGUCAGAAGGUUUGAACUUGGAUUUCUUCCGCGGCUACAACAUCUCCUGGCACUUGGCAGCCAAGUACUUCGACCCACCUAGCGUGGUGAACAACUCCCUCCUUUUGCCAUGCAAUGUGACGCGCUUGUGGAUCAGCAGGGUCAUGCAAUUCUACGCCGAGUUGACCGGUGAUUGGGACGGCGUGGACGUGAACGAUGGCGUCGUCACAGCGAAGUGUUGGGAGGGGAAAUUCUGGUAUGCGCCCUCCUGUCGUGGCAACUCUUCGGGCUGCUUCGUGUUUCUCACUGGUGGCAAUGGCUGGGACCUGGAGAACUCCAUGCAGAAGGCCACCGCAUGGAAUAUGCCCAUGGCCUGCGCUACAGCUUUGAACUGGAAGUGGUUCACGAAUCUGCCACUUCAGCACGACAUGAUGUUCUAUUGGUGGGUGCCGGACCCUACGUUCUUAUCGCUCAGUCCCUUGGAGGUGGCCUUCCCUCCCCAUGACCGGCAGGCACACCUCCGUGGAGACAAGCGAACCUCAAUGAGUACGACCUCGGUGGACAUUUGCGUGAGCAAGGACCUGCGGGUCUUGGCGCCCGAUGCUCAGAAUCUCUUCGAGAAUUGGGACAUUUCCUUGAAGCAGGUGGAUCACAUGCUUUUGGACCAGAUGAACACUGGUGAUGGUUGGGAUGUCACUGCCUGCCGAUGGCUCCAAAACAAUGAGGAGACGUGGUCCAAAUGGCUGCCAGACUCUACGACCUGCUUCGCGCAAUUCGGGCUCUACAACAGCGUCACCAAGAUGUUCGUGGAGAAUCGUGACGAUCCCACGAACUUGGAGUGCUUGGCUUGCCCCAGUGGCAGCUUUUCCAGGGAGUUAGUGGACUCCACGGGGCUCACGCACACGUGCGCGUUGUGCCCCGUGGGCACCGCACAACCCCUGGGCGCCGCCGUGCAAUGCGACCAAUGUGACUAUGGCACCUACCAGGAUGAAGUGGGGCAAACGGCCUGCAAGCCUUGCAAAAUCGGAGCCUACCAAGAUGAGAAGGGCCAAGGUGUAUGCAAGGUCUGUCCCACAGGAAUGACCACUUUGGGCCUCCGCGGCCGUUCGCCGCUGGAUUGCGGUUGCGCAGUUCAAAGUAUCGAUAUUGGCCAGGCAGGAGAGCCCAAUUGUGUGAGCUGUGGCCCUGCGGGGGAGUACUUGAAAUGCCCCUUCGGCUCCACAAUCCAAGCUCUACAGAGCGGCCAGGCCGAGUUGGGCGAGGCCUUCGUUCCGGAGAUCGAGGCAGGCUACUACAGCACCGAUGCUGCACCCCUGGAGGUGUACAUGUGUGCGAACACCAUCCAGUGCCCGGGAGGUGAGCCGGGCACCUGCGGCGGCGGCUUGGAAGGCAUCCCCUGUGCCGAAUGCCCGGGGGGGCGAGACCUGGUCGGGCACGGUGUGUGA
This is a messenger RNA of Durusdinium trenchii, 1926 nucleotides long. The record is from the annotation of a GenBank genome assembly. NCBI's taxonomy places the organism in Eukaryota, Dinophyceae, Suessiales, Symbiodiniaceae.